Messenger RNA from Mesorhabditis spiculigera, 453 nucleotides. The record is from the annotation of a GenBank genome assembly. Lineage: Eukaryota; Metazoa; Nematoda; Chromadorea; Rhabditida; Rhabditidae.
AUGCGCUCUUCACUCGAUGCCCUCGAUUCCGUUACAAUCCCCUUGACACGAUGCGCAGUAGAUGCUGAGCUGACGGGUCGUCCGAAACGCGGGAUAAUGAUGCAGCUCUUUCGAAGCCUACUACGGACGUCAUCGGGCAGCUACCCGUACCCGCGGUCGCAUACCACCGUUAUGGUCCUUCCAUCACUGCGUCCGAUCGAACCUGAGCAGCCGGAGACGACUGAUCGAUUGCGCCCCGUCCGUCGACCUCCACUCAACCGGGCCAUCCCCACAAUUCCGGAGAGCAAGAGCAAUGAGAGCAUCAUGACACAUAACAGUGAACGGCACGACUCGAUCGUGGCCCCACCCGAAGACCAAUGCGUGAUAAUCGAGAAUCGGAUGGUCGAGACGAUCUCCAGGAUACCGGCGCCAAAAGUUUGUUUUUAUUUCCUUCAUUUUCGUCGAAACCAGGGG